UUAACUUCUAGACACGCAACAACAAUAACAAAAUGAGCACCGCAGUCGCGAACGGCGUGAGCUCAAUCACGAACGGCAUCGCCAACGGCGUGCACGUCACCAACGGCACGACGAAUGGUGCCAACGGACACACAACGAACGGCGAUGCGAACGGGUCGUCCUCGCCUGAACCUGUUGGCGAGGUGCCGGAGGAUGCGAACGAGCACUGUCCUGGCCCCGAGGCGGAAAACGCAGGCAAGGCCGAUGCAUGCGACGGCUGCCCGAACCAGGCUAUCUGUGCUGAGGGUCCCAAGGGCCCAGACCCCGACAUCCCUCUCAUUCGCCAGCGCAUGGAGAACGUCCGACGCAAGAUCCUCGUCCUGUCCGGCAAGGGCGGCGUCGGCAAGUCGACGUUCACUGCCGCACUGGCGUGGGCGCUUGCUGCCGACGAGGAGCUGCAGACGGGCAUCAUGGACGUGGACAUUUGCGGGCCGUCCAUCCCCCUCCUGACUGGCCUUGAGAAGGCGACGGUGCACACGAGCGCAGAGGGCUGGUCGCCCGCGUACGCGACCGACAACCUCGCCGUCAUGUCCAUCGGGUUCCUCCUCCCCUCUGCUGCAGACGCUGUCAUCUGGCGCGGUCCCAAGAAGAACGGCCUCAUCAAGCAGUUCCUCAAGGACGUGGCAUGGGGAGACCUCGAUUACCUCGUCGUGGACACGCCUCCGGGCACGUCGGACGAGCACCUCUCCGUGGUCCAGUACCUCGCCGAGGCGGGGAUUGACGGCGCCGUGCUCGUCACAACGCCUCAGGAGGUCGCGCUGCAGGACGUGCGCAAGGAGAUCGACUUCUGUAACAAGGUCGGCCUCCCGAUUCUUGGACUGGUCGAGAACAUGAGCGGCUUCGUCUGCCCCUCGUGCAAGGGCGAGUCGCAGAUCUUUGCCCCGACCACCGGCGGCGCCGAGGCAAUGGGCAAGGAGCUCGGAAUCGAGCUCCUCGGCAAGGUGCCCCUGGACCCCCGCAUCGGCGCCCUGUGCGACGAGGGCCAGAGCUUCCUCGACGCGUACCCCGACUCGCCGGCGACCGAGGCGUACCUCGACAUUGUACAGCGGAUACGCGAGAAGCUGGGCGACGCCUAA
Messenger RNA from Vanrija pseudolonga, 1115 nucleotides. It is a transcript of the gene NBP35, whose product is annotated as Cytosolic Fe-S cluster assembly factor NBP35. The transcript is spliced from 2 exons. The record is from RefSeq and is a predicted model, not a curated record. The coding region runs from base 33 to 1115 and encodes 360 amino acids. Gene Ontology annotation, molecular function: ATP binding; 4 iron, 4 sulfur cluster binding; ATP-dependent FeS chaperone activity. Gene Ontology annotation, cellular component: cytosol. Gene Ontology annotation, biological process: iron-sulfur cluster assembly. NCBI's taxonomy places the organism in Eukaryota, Fungi, Basidiomycota, Tremellomycetes, Trichosporonales, Trichosporonaceae.